CGAAGCCAAUGGGGCACGGCGGGUGGCUCGUCCGGGGGUCGGGGUUCGGAGCCGGCGCGGGGGAUGCGGCUGCCGGUGGCGGUCCGUGAGCGGGUGGCGGCGGUGCACCGCGGCUCGGCGCUGCCCGAGCGCCUGCGGCUGUACGACGGCUGGGCUGACAGCUACGAGCAGGAUGUGGCGGCGCUGGAGUACCGGGCACCGCACCUGGCCGCCGCUUCGCUCGCCUUCGCCUUCCCCACGCCGCCCGCCGAGGCUCGGCUACUCGACGUGGCUUGUGGCACCGGCCUUGUAGCGCGGGAGCUGCACCGCCGCGGCUUCCGCUGCCUGCACGGUGUGGACGGCAGCACGGGGAUGCUGGAGAGGGCGCGGAGCACCGGGCUGUACCGGCAGCUGUGGCGGUGUGUCCUGGGCCGGGAGGCCCUGCCCGUGCCCGCAGAGCACUACGAUGCCGUGACGCUGGUGGGAGCCCUGGGCGAGGGGCAGGUGCCGAGCACGGUCGUGCCGGAGCUGUUGCGUGUCACCAAGGCAGGAGGGUUCAUCUGCCUGACAACGAGGAGCAACCCCUCAAACCUGCAGUACAAGGCAGAGCUGGAGGCAGCACUGGAGAGGCUGGAGAAGCAGGGAGCCUGGCAGAAGGUUCUGGCCCAGGAGGUGGAGUACUGGGAGAGGGCCACCUCCGAGGAGGAGAGCACCCAGGGCACUGGCUACAUCUCUGGGAUGGUCUACAUCUAUCAGAAAUGCCCUGUCCCCCAGCUCGAGGAGGACUGAGAGCCAAAGCAGCCCUGGGGAGAGGCAGGAUGAGCACUUAGCCCCUUGUAAAGCCCAGCCCAAGGACCCUCUUCAGGAGCAGGGCAGCUGCUGGGGAGUGACAAUGUUUUGGAGGAGUGUCCCCAUUCCCUUCUCUGGCUCCUUCCCACCAAGGUGGGGGCCUUGGGGACCCAGCCUGUUCCUUAGCAUGGGGAGGGUCUCCUGGUUUCACCGGAGUCUUCUGCACACCACCAUUAGCUCUGACACUGUGGUGUUGUCACCAACACCUCAGCCUUCACUGUGACAUCUUCAGACCCACCUGGCUGUUCAGAGCCAUCUCAUAUCUGGGAUAUCUUCUCCCCACCAUGCCAGCUGCUUAGUCCUCAUCAUCAACAUCCUGAUUCUUCUUCAUCUUCCCUAGCCCAGACUCCUGUGGUCUUUACCAGAGGAUUGUUGGAAGUGGGUCCCCCCCCAUCACCUCAUCCUGUGCUCCUCCAUCCUUGUUAACCCAGCACACCCUAAGGUGCAGGAUACCUCCACAUCCAAACCAGGAGCAGCUGUGCCAAGGUGGCACUCAGCUGAGGAAAGUUUCUAAGCACCACAUCAGCCUUUCAUCCCACAACAUCUGCUUAAGUCUCUCAUUUUCCUACAGCUUUGUAGAUAAUGGUCUGGGUGGGAAGUAAGGCUGUAAAGGACUUCAGGAACUGGUGGCUGCUCCCCACCCAGGAGCCACCCAGCAUCGCCUGCUCAGCCUGUUCCCCAAGCCCCUUGCCAUGCUGUCUCCACCCCUCCUCCUCCACUACUCCCCUGGGAAGUUUUUUACCCAAAUCUCUUGCUGGGAUGUUUCCUUUUUCCCUUUUCUCUUCCCUCAGACCUGUUCCUGCCUGUCCCAUUCCCAUGGGUCAGAUUACUUCCUCCCCCUCUGGAGCUCUUCUCUGGCAGGACAACAUGCCUGUGAUUGUCCCCAUCCCCACCAGGGACACCUCCUAUUUCCCACACUCACCCUCCCUGUGCAUCUUGUCACCCCUGCACGUUGCCUUCUCCUAAGCAUUGGGGUCCCAGUGCCCAUCUUGGGUAGCUGCCCUGCUCCCCUCUUCCCCCAUCUGUCCCCAGCACUGUCUUCUGGGCAACUGGAGGUCAUGGCUAUCCCCAUCCCUGCACUUGGCUCUUUAA
Messenger RNA from Dryobates pubescens (Downy woodpecker), 1920 nucleotides. It is a transcript of the gene METTL27, whose product is annotated as methyltransferase like 27. The transcript is spliced from 5 exons. The record is from RefSeq and is a predicted model, not a curated record. The coding region runs from base 64 to 768 and encodes 234 amino acids. Gene Ontology annotation, molecular function: S-adenosylmethionine-dependent methyltransferase activity. NCBI's taxonomy places the organism in Eukaryota, Metazoa, Chordata, Aves, Piciformes, Picidae.